Molecule: messenger RNA, 2206 nt
Organism: Brassica rapa (field mustard)
Lineage: Eukaryota; Viridiplantae; Streptophyta; Magnoliopsida; Brassicales; Brassicaceae
Product: actin-11
Source: RefSeq, a predicted model, not a curated record
AGCUAUGUUACCGUCAGACCACUUCAGCUUAUAUGUAUUCAUCUAUAUUGUAAAUAUCUAUGGUAUUUUAAUAUUAUUUUUUUUAUAAAAUUGAUAUUUUAGAGAUUUUGAAUCUGGGUUGGCCACACUACAAAUAGAGUAUGUAACCACUGAACCAUUUCAAUUUAUAUGUAAUUAUUUUAUUUAAAAAAUAUGUAUAUGAUUUACAUAAUAAAUAAGUACCCGAAACUGAUUUGAAAUCAGUAAUAUCUGAUCUGAAACCUGAACUAAAAUUUACCAAAUACCUAUUGGAUAGGUAAUUCACUUAUCAGAAAGAUCUGGAUCCGAAUGGAUCUUAUCCGAACCUGAUCCGGAUAACGGAACUCCCGGAUCUACUCUCGAGUCUUGUGAUAUGUUUUCUCCCAUAACAACAAAAAUACAGUAUAGUAUAAUACUUCCGAUAAAUAAACUUUAUUAAAAUUAGUAGGGUUAACAUAUCACAUUCAAGCAUUUUUCAGCCCGUUAAUAUCAAUAAUUAACUUUUUAUUCAAGCAUUUUUCAGCCCGUUAAUAACUAAUUUUUGGUUGGAUUUGUCUCUUUAAGGAGCAUUUUCCAGCCCAUUUAAUACUUUACAGAGUAGAUACUUUCAGUUACGUUACCAAAUUUCGAAAGAUUAAUAAAAUAAUUAAAUGGAGUGUCGUUACUCUUUAUGAGACAGCUGUAUCCACCGUCAACAUGACUCCUCGUGGGGUCCUCCUUCGUUCACAUUUUCCAUAUUGGACGGCUCAGAUCUUCUCCAACCAACCAUGAGAAAAAACUUAUUUUCUCAGAGGCUCUUCCCCCUUUAUAUUCCCUUCUUCAUUCACUCUUCUCUUCGUUCUAAUUUCCUUCUCCUCGCAAACUAUCAGAGUUUCAGAAAUCAAUAGAAAAUGGCAGAUGGAGAGGACAUUCAGCCCCUUGUUUGUGACAAUGGAACAGGAAUGGUUAAGGCUGGAUUCGCUGGAGACGAUGCACCAAGAGCUGUGUUCCCAAGCAUUGUUGGUAGACCACGUCACACUGGUGUGAUGGUUGGUAUGGGACAAAAAGAUGCUUACGUUGGUGACGAGGCUCAGUCAAAGAGAGGUAUCUUGACUCUCAAGUACCCUAUUGAGCAUGGUAUCGUCAGCAACUGGGAUGACAUGGAGAAGAUUUGGCAUCACACUUUCUACAACGAACUCCGUGUUGCACCUGAAGAGCAUCCCGUUCUUCUCACUGAGGCUCCUCUCAACCCUAAGGCCAAUCGUGAAAAAAUGACUCAGAUUAUGUUUGAAACGUUCAACACACCCGCUAUGUAUGUCGCUAUCCAGGCUGUUCUGUCCCUCUACGCCAGUGGUCGUACAACUGGCAUUGUAUUGGACUCUGGAGAUGGUGUGAGUCACACUGUUCCAAUCUACGAAGGAUAUGCUCUUCCACACGCCAUUCUGCGUCUUGAUCUCGCAGGUCGUGACCUCACUGAUUACCUCAUGAAGAUCUUAACCGAACGUGGUUACUCAUUCACCACCACAGCAGAGCGUGAGAUCGUGAGAGACGUGAAAGAGAAACUCGCUUACAUAGCACUUGACUACGAGCAAGAGAUGGAGACGGCAAACACUAGCUCAUCGGUCGACAAGAGCUACGAGUUGCCUGAUGGACAGGUGAUCACUAUUGGAGGGGAGAGGUUCAGGUGUCCCGAGGUUCUUUUCCAGCCGUCUUUGGUCGGAAUGGAAGCUGCUGGUAUCCACGAGACGACUUAUAAUUCGAUCAUGAAGUGUGAUGUGGAUAUUAGGAAAGAUUUGUAUGGAAACAUUGUGCUUAGUGGUGGAACGACGAUGUUCCCUGGGAUUGCUGAUAGGAUGAGUAAGGAGAUUACUGCUCUUGCUCCAAGUAGUAUGAAGAUUAAGGUGGUUGCUCCACCGGAGAGGAAGUAUAGUGUCUGGAUCGGAGGAUCCAUUCUAGCAUCACUUAGUACCUUCCAACAGAUGUGGAUAGCAAAGGCUGAGUAUGAUGAGACAGGGCCAUCGAUAGUCCACAGGAAAUGCUUCUAAGAUUACGCUCGCCGUUGGAUGAAAGAUUGUUUCGUAUAUGUUCAACGAGUUGGUUUCAGACAAUUGUUUUCUUUGGUUUUUCCUCUCUACAAUUGUUUCUUGUUGUCACUCUCUUUGGUUGUUUCUGCCAUUAAUGAGAAAAAAAAAUAGAUUCAUUUGUCUUA